GAUAAGCGUGCACUAAUAUUUUAACUUUAGAGCCGAUACUUACUUACAUUUUGAGAACGUCUUAUCAUUAAUUACUUAAUUACAUAGAAAAAUAAAAACACGGAGUCUGAUAUAUUAUAAGAAUAGUAUAAAGUUGAGAGCAAACUGGAAUUUAUAACAGUACGUCCAAUACGCUCACGCGGUGAGGUUAUUAUUGUACAAUGGAGUGUUUACCAACAAACUCUUUAUUAGAAUUUCAUCCAAAUACUCUGCUAAGCAUAAGGAAGACACAUGGAUUGGACGCACCAGGACAAAUGAAGGAAUUGGUAGAUGAAUUCGAAGAGUGGGUGAAAAAUCAAGACCAUUUUGUAAAGAAAGAUUUCUCGACACUGACUGCUAACGUCAACACCGACGACACCGUGCAGUUCAGUUUCGUUUCAUUGCCAGAAAACAUGCUGCAGUCUAUAGUUUGGAAGCAAUGGGAGAAAGAUACAAGUGAAAGACUGAAACUGUCACUGCAUCAAGAUAACACUGAUGAAGUUUUUGCUAAGAUCAAGGAGGAGUAUCCAAAAUAUGUCGAUCAUGUGCAUUUGAAAAGAGUACAAAGCGCCGAAUUUGAGAAGGAUAAAAAAACACGCCACUACCUAGAAACUAUUAUAAUAAAUAGCAAAGGAUCUUUGGAUAAAGCGAAAACUCGCCUCACCCGAAUAUGUUCAUACAGAACAGAAAAACCGUACUACUUUGGGAAUUACGAUAUUAAAAACGAUUUUAAGGAAUUUGAUGGUGUAAUUCACGUUGCUAUUCUACCGAAAUUGACAAAGGACCAUUGCAGAAUGAUUUUUAUAAAAAACUCUUGCAAAAAGUAUCAGUCCGAUGUUAUCGUCCAAUUUCUUAGAAUGGCUAUAAUGAUCCUCGACUACAUGAAAUGCCACGAUUACAGUGACGGCGUUAUAUUUAUUGUAGAUCUAAUGGAUUGUAGUUUAUUGCAACUGAUACGUAGACUAAGUUUUGAAGAAUUACGAAAAGCAGAAAAGAUUCUUAUAGAUGCCUACGGAGUGAGAUUAAAAGGAGUGCAUUUUAUAAGCUCAUUAAGAACAAUCAACUUUCUGAUCUGGAUGUUAAAAAAGGUAGUCAGUAUUAAAAUCGGUAGCAGACUAUGCGCUCACCCGAACAUAAAAUCUCUAGCCGACGUUAUGCCUUUGGAGAUACUACCAAUAGAAUACGGUGGUAAUGAAAGAUCUUUGGAAAGCCUUUCUAAUGAUUGUGUCAACAUAAUGGCUUCUCAAGAAUUCAGAUCGCACAUGAUAGAAAUGACAAAUGCUCGCUUAAAAGAAACCAUUGAAGAAACUGAUAACAAACCUGAGAAAAUAAGAAAUGUAAAUAUAGAUUAAGGUUAUUAGUUUUAAAUUAACACA
Molecule: messenger RNA, 1394 nt
Organism: Hyposmocoma kahamanoa
Lineage: Eukaryota; Metazoa; Arthropoda; Insecta; Lepidoptera; Cosmopterigidae
Exons: 8
Coding region: 201-1370 (389 amino acids)
Cellular component (GO): membrane
Molecular function (GO): phosphatidylinositol bisphosphate binding
Source: RefSeq, a predicted model, not a curated record